AUGUAUGCUGUUUUCCUGCCAAGGAACCUUGGACUUCUCCCCUGGCACCGGUUGCACGAGGUGCCUGCAUCCUUUUACCAGCACAAGCCUCUCUGCAUGCAGAGCUAUGGUCUCUCGCGGUCUCAGCUCAUAAUAUGUCACCAGAACUUCGACCACAUGCCUAUUAUCAGCAUUGGAGCUCGAAUAGGCAUUCUGCAGUGCGAGGAGCAGUUCAAAUUCCGCCACUGGAAUUGCUCCUCAGGGAAGGAGGCCUUCUCCCUCGGUGUAACCACUCGCCAUGGUACCCGAGAGGCGAGCUUUGCGCACGCCAUCGCCUCGGCAGGUGUAGUACACGCGCUGGCGCGUAGCUGCAAGGAAGCCCGUCUUUCGAGCUGUGGCUGCAGUAAGGCGGAGCGGCCUCAGCAGUUGCACCGCGACUGGAUUUGGGGCGGUUGUGGCGACAACAUUGACUACGCCUACCGCUUUUCCAAGGCUUUCGUGGACAUUCGUGAGAAGGAGAAAAGCUUUCCUCGCAAUUCUCUUGGUCUAGCACGCAAGCUCAUGAACCUCCACAACAAUCGUGUCGGAAGACUCGCCGUUUACAAAUUGGCAACGGUUGCAUGUAAGUGCCACGGAAUGUCCGGAUCGUGUAGUUUACGAACAUGCUGGACCCAGUUGUCACCUUUCCCCAGAGUCGGUCAGCGUUUACAAGAAAGAUACGAAAGCGCAAUAAAGGUAAAAUUUAAUAGACGUGGUACUCAACUUCGACGAGCAAAUCGCCAUCUUCGUCAAAUCACAUCGGAUCAUUUAAUUUACCUGGAGGAGUCGCCCAACUUCUGUGCAGUAAAUCCCCUAACAGGCAGAACUCUAACCUCUGGACGGGAAUGUCGGCUUCAGGGCCACGCAAACGAGCGGUGCACGGUGCUCUGCUGCGGCAGGGGUCACCGGACCUACACGCGCGAGGUGCAAGAGCGAUGCUACUGCCAGUUCCACUGGUGCUGCUCUGUGGAGUGCCAGACUUGCAGUCGAAGGGAGGAGGUGCACAUUUGCAAUUAA
This is a messenger RNA of Echinococcus granulosus, 1035 nucleotides long. RefSeq lists its product as hypothetical. NCBI's taxonomy places the organism in Eukaryota, Metazoa, Platyhelminthes, Cestoda, Cyclophyllidea, Taeniidae. Gene Ontology annotation, biological process: canonical Wnt signaling pathway; neuron differentiation; cell fate commitment. The transcript is spliced from 4 exons. The record is from RefSeq and is a predicted model, not a curated record. Gene Ontology annotation, cellular component: extracellular region. Gene Ontology annotation, molecular function: cytokine activity; frizzled binding. The coding region runs from base 1 to 1035 and encodes 344 amino acids.